Molecule: messenger RNA, 838 nt
Organism: Vigna angularis (adzuki bean)
Lineage: Eukaryota; Viridiplantae; Streptophyta; Magnoliopsida; Fabales; Fabaceae
Product: dormancy-associated protein homolog 3
Exons: 3
Coding region: 117-500 (127 amino acids)
Source: RefSeq, a predicted model, not a curated record
AGAUUUCCUCCUGGGCCCAUGACUUGUUGGACCUUUAACGCUUCGCCGUCGUUAAAUAUUCCUCUCACGCUGCUUAUUCCCGGAACCUGCUUACUGGAUCCAUCUGUUCCGCUCUCAUGGGGCUACUCGAUCACUUGUGGGAUGACACUGUCGCCGGCCCUCCGCCGGAGAACGGCCUCGGCAAGCUCCGAAAGCACAACACCUUUGCUUUCCGAUCCAACUCUGGCAAGGAAUCAGACAGCGGAAGCGUGAAGUCAUACGGUGAGGAUUCGCCGGAAGAUGCGAUGAGAGUUACACGCAGUAUCAUGAUCGUGAAGCCACCUGGAUACCAGAGUCAGAGUGGAUCGGCGCCGGUUUCACCCGCCGGUUCUACUCCUCCGCUGUCUCCGUUUUCAGGAGGAGCUAGAGAGUCCUUCCGCUUUCGAAGAAGGUCGACAUCGGAUGCGUUCGAGAAGACUCGCCAGAACAGACCAAGCUCUUCUUCUCCUUUCGAUGUGUGAGAAAUGACCCUCGUCGCUCUCCUCCAUGAUCACUAAAAAAAUGAAAUUAUAGUUUGUUUUCCUCUGCUGUUUUUGAUCAUGCUGUAUCCAUUUUUGUUUACCUUUUGUGCAUAUAUAUAUGGGUGUGUGUGUAUGAGUUCAUCAGUUGAGCGGUUGAAAUCGUGGAAUGAUGCAGAGGUAGGUUUGUGUGGUUUAACAGCUCAGUGUUAGUUUGUCUAUGUUAAACUAGUUAUGGUUAUGGUCGGUUAGCUGUAAAUAUGUAAAAACGCAGGUAUGGGCGUGCUUUUGCUAAGUGUUCUGUGUAUAUAUAUAUAAAGCCUUUUGAAAGGUUUGUUUAA